AUGUGCGCCGAGGCUGGCUGGCUCCUGAUUUUAUGUGGCGAGUAUCAAGUAGAGGAGCUUGAAGGCUUAGCUCAUUCUUUUUCAACAUUUAAAUGCACACCAUACGUUCAUGCUCAAACGUAUCGAUCGGUAAGUGCAUUUACCCCACGUGCUUGUCGAUAUUGGCGUCCUCUAGGGGAUGUGCUUGCGAGCCACAGUUUGACAACUGCCACAUCAAACAAGAAGACGAAAAUUAUUAUCAUGCAAAAGAUCCCUGAGUCAGGAGUUUAA
Messenger RNA from Sclerotinia sclerotiorum 1980 UF-70, 270 nucleotides. RefSeq lists its product with no specific name. The record is from RefSeq and is a predicted model, not a curated record. The transcript has 2 exons. Lineage: Eukaryota; Fungi; Ascomycota; Leotiomycetes; Helotiales; Sclerotiniaceae. Bases 1 to 270 code for a protein of 89 amino acids.